Molecule: messenger RNA, 949 nt
Organism: Malus domestica (apple)
Lineage: Eukaryota; Viridiplantae; Streptophyta; Magnoliopsida; Rosales; Rosaceae
Product: V-type proton ATPase 16 kDa proteolipid subunit-like
Biological process (GO): proton transmembrane transport
Cellular component (GO): membrane; proton-transporting V-type ATPase, V0 domain
Molecular function (GO): proton-transporting ATPase activity, rotational mechanism
Source: RefSeq, a predicted model, not a curated record
AAGGUGGACGAAACUAAAAUGGUUAUCCUCUCUUUCCCCUUUCACAAAUAUCUCUCCUCUCUCUCCCCUCCACUCUUUCUCCUCCUUCCCCCUUCACUCUCUCUACUUCCCGCAUCCUUUCUCUCCCUUUUUUUACAGGCAACAGACCGUCAAAUUAUACCUUCAUAAUCUUCUUCCCAUCCUCUUUCCUAUCCUCAAGUUAGUGUCUACAAAUUCGUAGCCAAAUUUCUUCAAUUUCAUAUCUACGAAACAUAUGAUUUUGUUUGGGUUUUGUGUGUUUUUCAAGUAUGGGAGCGGCGUACUUGAUGGCCAAGAGCGGAUUAGCAGUGGCGUCGAUGAGUGUGAUGAGGCCAGAGCUGGUGAUGAAGUCGAUCGUGUCUGUGGUUAUGGCGGGAUUGUUGGGUGGAAUGAAGGUGGAAGCUGACAGAGACGAGUCUUCCACAUAUGCUGUCAUGCUUGCUUCAGAUGUUUCACAAAGAUAUUUAUUUUUCAAUUCAGAAAAAAUUGUGGGACUCUCAAGAAGGGAAUGUGGUUAAGUGAGCUUCAUUGCAUGAUGAACUUAGGUCUGACGCCUGUAGCUUGUAGUGGGAGGAUGGAAUUCUGAAAAAGGCUUAGUUGUAACUUGUAAGUUAUGUAGGAUUUGUUGUGAAUAGCUGAAAUUCAAUAAGUGAAAAGUUAACUAUGAUACUUUUUGUGAAUUUUACUUGAUGUAUAUACUAGAAAUGCCAUAGGGAAGGCAUAUAACCAAUUGGGUGGAUUUUGUUAGUUAUCGGUUUGCUGUUGGUGGAUGUGCAUAGGUACAUAGGUGUUAUAAAAUGUAACGUUGUCACCCUUGGGUACUUGGUUGUGUUGGACAACAUCGUUGAAUGUAAUAUGCUUUCUUAUGUAGCACAAACCUUGUUAUUGAUAAAUCUAUUGGAUAUAAAGUGUGGUUGGUUGGAAAUGUGAA